UGCAAAUCUUUAAACCACUUCUACUACUCGAAGAGUAAAUUUAACUUAAUAUCAAUACCAAAUCAAAACAACAUGAAGGGAUUCAUCUUCUUCUUUAUUUUCGUUGCUACGAGCGUUUUUGCUUAUGAAAUCGUUACCGAUGGUCAACAAGAAUAUCUUUUGGUUCCUUUCGAAUCAUCAAGUUCUUUAGGACCUUUAGAUUCUGAAGUUACAGCGCGAGGAAGAGCAAAAAGACAAACUAGUGCAAUCUAUGAUAGUGCAAGUAGACGAGCAACUAUAAGUCAUACUGGAACUAUAAUUGAUAACAAUAAUCAUAACCUUAUGGGAACAGGUGCAAUUUCUGGUGGUAAACAUCAACCUUUUGGUGUUGGUGGAAGUUUGGAUUAUACUCAUAAGCCAAGUGCAAGUACUCUCAGUGCUUCAGCUAAACAUCUUGAUGGAUUAGGAACUAAUGUUGGUGUAUCUGGUCGUUAUAACUUCAUAAAUGAACGGAAUACUCAAGCAUAUAUUGGAGCAAAUUACGAUAGACAAUAUGGAGGACCUUCUGGAACGGGAAACCCCAACUAUGGUGUAUUUGCUGGGUUGACACACAGAUUUUAAUAACUCAGUUUAAAAAUUUAUUUAAAAAACUACAAUUUAUUGUUAGAUGUGCCAUUAAAAAUGUAUGAUUUCAUCAAAAAUAAUAUAAAUAAAAGUUCUAAUUUAAUAUUAUAGAACAUUAA
This is a messenger RNA of Onthophagus taurus, 722 nucleotides long. The record is from RefSeq and is a predicted model, not a curated record. NCBI's taxonomy places the organism in Eukaryota, Metazoa, Arthropoda, Insecta, Coleoptera, Scarabaeidae.